UUAACAUCAUUACUGGUUUGCAGAGCAAACCUUGAAACUAUAUUUUGUAAUUUGUCGAUUUUUGCUCCUUGUAUUUUUCAAGUUCGAUUUUGUCACUUUCGUGCUACCAUGAAGUUUUUGUUUAUCUUUUGCCGAUUCUGCUCAUGAAUAUGUAAAUUUAGAUGCCAUUUUGAUUUUGUCAAGCACUGACGUUCGAGGGACGAAAGUCUCUUAAUUUGUAUCAAGUUGGCCAGGAAAUGCCGCCCAAGAAAUUGAAUAAAAUAAGGUAGUGAGCCUGCCUGACUAUACAGUUUAAAGCGGCCUUUUCUGGUGUCUGUUAUCUCUGAGUCUUCGACGAUCCAUCAAUUCAAUUUCUUCAAUUUCUAUGAUCUGGGAGAGGUCUGAAGGUCACCACGAGAAGUCUGCUGUCUGGAUCUGACGACUCUUCACAUCAGGGAUCAGAAGUCUUAAAGAGAUAUGUCAGUUGAGAAAGUCAAGUCUCUGCGCCUGCAGAGGAGAGGGGCAAAAGCCAAGUUGUCCAGGUAUGGAAAGGCCCUUCAGAGCCUGAUCAAUGAUCAGAGACCUGUACCAGAAGUACAGGAGAUGUUUGAACAGUAUGCUGGUGCCUUUGAUGAUCUUCAGAAUAAGCAUGCUAGUUAUACCGAAGUGGUAGAAGAUGACGACGAAUUCGAAAAGGAAGAGUUGUGGAUGGACGAGUGCCAUAAUUCGUUCAUGAAGCUACAGAUCAUCGAAAGGGACUAUUGCAAGGUUGAUGAAAGUUUCAGGGAAGUAACGCAACCCCAGGAACAUCAGCAAGGUGCAUCGGCCAGGUAUUAUCAGAGUUUAGAAGCAACGUUGUCAGCCGAUGAACAGCAAGAUGAGUCACCCAGAGAGGCAGGUCAGCCUGCUGAUGCAGGAAGGAGAAUGAAAGGAUCUGCUUAUAAGAUGGAGAGGCCUAAACUGCCAAGCUUCGAUGGCAACAUCCGAGAUUACUGUAUCUUCAAGGCUGAUUUUCUCCAUGCUGUUGGAAAUCAGUACGAUGAUAGAGAUGCCCUCAUGAUUCUCCGCUCUUGUCUUCAGAGCAAGCCCUUGCAGUUGGUUAAAGGGAUAGGACAAGACUAUACCGCAGCCUGGGAGCAACUAGAUAUGAUUUACGGGGAUGAGCGGUUUGUAGCUGACGCCAUCAUCAAUGAUAUUUCCAAGGUCAGACCAUUAAAGACGGGAGAAUCUGACAGGUUCUGUGAAUUCGUUCACCUUGUUCGAAGGAGUUACAACACCUUAAAGGAGAUAAACCAACCAGGGAACCUAGACAACAGCCACAUGCUUGCCAUAAUGGAAAAAAAGCUUAGCCCGGAAGACCGACUGGUUUGGUUUAGACACCAAGAAACAUGUGGCAAGGCAAGCUUCGAUUUGUUCCUCACCUGGCUUACAAUCGAACUGAAGUCCAGAAUGAGAGCGUCGGCCCCAGUAAGAAGUGAUAGUAAGUCAGGUGGUGUUCAUAUAGUAGGAAAGGCAGUACCCAAUGAAGAAACCAAAUUCCAGCCUUUUCACAAGUGUUGGAUCUGCGAGACUUCGUCACAUUGGUUGGAUCAGUGCAAGAAGUUCUUAGCCAUGUCACAGAUAGAUAGGCUUCAACUAGUCAAGACCAACCAUGCAUGUUUCAGCUGUUUGAAGAAGGCUGGGAAAGAACACAGAAUGUCCAACUGCAAACGAAGACGUAGGUGCAGUGAAACAAGUGCUGGGGAACCAUGUAAAUACUUCCACCAUCCCCUCCUACACGCAUCAACAGAAGUCAGAGGUGGAAAUGUAGAUGUUGCCUUUGCGGGCAACUCGGAAGCACUGCUGCCUAUUGUUACAGUCGAGAUCUUGGGGCAGCGAGGAGCAGUCUGUGAGGGAAAUGUGCUCUUGGACUCUGGAGCACAAGUAAGUCUAAUCAAGAAGUCUGUUGCUGAGGAACUGAAGCUGAAGGGAAGCAACAUCAGCAUCACCAUUACCAAGGUCGGUGGAGAGCAAGAGCAGAUGGAAACCCAACAACAUCAACUGAAAGUGAAGUCCCUCUCUACUAAUGCCAUCCAUUCGGUGACAGCAGUGGCAUUACCAUGUAUUAGUGAGAACAUUGCAGAGGUGAAGAUGGAUGCAAUGGCCAAGCUGUUUAAUCUGAAGUCCGGUGAUCUACGAAGAGGAAGUGGGUCAGUUCAUCUUCUCAUUGGCAUAGACUACCCAAAGAUGCAUAUGGGUAAGUCAAGACAGAAGGGACAGUUAGCAGCUCGUAAAUCUCCACUGGGCUGGGUUAUCUUUGGUGCUCCCAAGAAAAGCAGUGACAGGAUGAAUGUGCUGCAUGUGAAGUUGACAACUCCUAUCGACUUGACUGAUUUCUGGAGCUCAGAAUCCAUGGGAGUGCAGUCCAGCUCCUGUCAUUGCGAGCCAAGUCCCUUGAGUAAGCAGGAGAAGGAAGAAGAGCAGAUCAUCAGAGAGUCUAGCAAAAAGGUUGGAAAUAAAUGGGAGAUUGCUUAUCCUUGGAGAAAAGAUCCCAACCUACUUCCUGACAAUCGAGCACAAGCAGAGAAGGUACUGUGUUCAACAGAGAAAAGGCUUGCACGAAACCAGGACCAUGCAGAUGCCUAUGUUAAACAGAUGAAAGAACUGGUAGAGAAUGGAUUUGCUCGUAAGUUAACAGAGAAUGAAGUAGAUCAGUAUGAGGGUCCUAUUCACUACAUAUCCCACCAUGCUGUUCUGCGACCUGAGAAGAGAAGCACACCUGUACGCAUCGUAUUCAAUUCAUCAUCAUCAUAUCACGGUCAUUGCUUAAAUGACUAUUGGUUCAAGGGUCCAGACCUCCUGAAUGAUCUUUUGGGGGUGCUGCUGAGAUUCCGGAUGAAUGAAGUUGGAUUCUGCGGAGACAUUUCUAAGAUGUACCACAGGGUCUCGAUUCCUGAGAGAGAUAUGAAUGUACACCGGUACCUGUGGCGAGACAUGCAGACCGAUAGAAAGCCAGAUGUUUACAUUAUGAAAGUGGUUACGUUUGGAGACAAGCCAGCGCCAGCUAUGGCCCAGCUGGCAUUGAGAAUGACAGCGGAAGCAGCAGAAGCUACACAUCCGAAAGCAGCACAGGUGUUGAAGGAGAGUGUCUACAUGGACGACAUUUGUGACUCAGUUAGAGAAGUGAGUGAAGCAGAGCAGCUUACAAGUGAAAUUGACCAGGUACUUCAGGAAGGUGGCUUCAAAGUCAAAGGCUGGACCAGCAAUGAAGCAUUGAAAGGAGAAAGUAAAAAGGAAGGGGAAACCAGAAUCCUUGAAGCUGCCCUGGAAGACAAAGUGCUGGGAAUAGCAUGGGAUAACCAGCAAGACAUGUUCUUCUACAAAGUAAAGGAGACAGUUCCCAGUUCUCCUAAUGAUGGGAAAGAUGAAGAGAGUCUGCUUACCAAGAGAAAGGUCCUGAGCAGAAUUGCACGAAUAUUCGAUCCAAUAGGCUUUGCCGCUCCCGUACUAGUUCGUGCAAAAAUUGGAAUGCAGCAGCUGUGGCAGAGAGGAUACGAUUGGGAUGAACUGUUACCUUCCGAUCAACAGAAGUGGUGGGUGACAUUCUUGAAAGAGAUGCAGGACUUAAAUAACGUCAAAUACGAGAGAUGUCUUACUCCACCGAUGGCUAUCGGUCAACCCACACUAUGCAUAUUUGCAGAUGCAUCUGAGGUAGCAUUUGGAGUCUGCGUAUAUUUGCAGUGGAAACUAGAAGAUGGUAAAUAUGCUGUUAGAUUUGUACUAGCCAAAUCUCGAGUCGCUCCUCUGAAGAAGAUUACUGUACCUAGACUAGAGCUUCAGGCGGCAGUGAUGGCUGCAAGAGUCUACACAACUGUCAUGAAAGAACUGAGGCUGCAGCCUGAGAGUGUCAUCUUCAUGACUGAUAGCAUGAUCGCCCUAUCUUGGAUUCGAAGUGAGGGUAGGAGAUUCAAGCCAUUCGUUGCAGCAAGGAUUGGUGAAAUCCAAAGCCAUACCAACCCUGCACAGUGGAAGUAUGUCCCAGGAGAGCUUAACCCAGCUGAUGACGUCUCUAGAGGUCUGCCAGUAAAGAAGCUCUCAGAAAGAUGGAAGCAAGGACCUGCGUUCCUGUACAGACCUAAAGAGGAAUGGCCGUCAGAAAAGGCUGUUCCAGACACAGAAACAGAGGUUGAAUCAGAACGACGCAAGGUCAAUCACAUCUCAGCCAAACAAAAUGAUGUGAUAGAUGUCAAGAAAUUCUCAAGCUGGAGAAAACUAAUCCGAGUGACAGCCUAUGUCUUGAAGUUCGUCGAGAAACUGAAAGCUGCACGUUGGAUAAGGUCUGAUGACAAUGUCGAUCCUGAUGAAAGAUGCUUAUCGACAGCCCAGUUGCAGAAAGCUGAACGCUUUUUGAUUAAGGAAGCCCAAACUACCUUGCAUCAACGGGUAAAGAAUGGAGACUUCAAGACACUAAGCCCGUUUGUAGACAAAGAGGGAAUUAUCAGAGUCGGUGGACGGCUAGACAAGGCUCAGAUAUCUUAUGAGCAAAGACAUCCAGCUUUGCUGCCAUAUGGUGCAUGGAUAUCAACGCUGAUCACAAGACAUAUGCAUCAGCUAGGACAUGGUGGUGUGGCAGCUACAGCAGCAAAGAUAAGACGCCAAUACUGGAUCCUGCAGAUUCACAAGCUGGCAAAGACUGUGAAGUAUAGGUGCGUGAUGUGUCGACGCAUGGAGCAUCAGGUGGAGUCACAAGUCAUGUCUGAUCUACCAGAUGAGAGAGUUGCCCCGUUUACACCACCAUUUUACUUCUCAUCUGUGGACUAUUUCGGGCCAAUAUCAGUUAAGGUAGGGAGGAACAAGACCGCCAAGCACUAUGGGGUCCUCUUCUCCUGCCUGAAUACAAGAGCCAUACAUCUUGAAGUGGCUGUUGAUUGCACGUCCAUGGAGUUCAUGCAGGUGCUACGGAGGUUUUUCGCCAUGAGGGGUCAACCUGCAUUCAUACUGAGCGACAACGGCACACAGUUCGUCGGUACUGAAAGAGAGUUACGUGAGAUGGUGCAAGGUUGGAGCUCUGAGGAGUUAAGAGAUUUCUGCGCUGAGAGAGGAACGACGUGGAAGUUCACAACUCCAUCUGCACCACAUCACAAUGGGUGUGCUGAGGCGCUAGUGAAGAGCUGCAAGAUUGCCCUGAAGAAAGCUAUCGGGGAUCAACUGCUCACACCCUUCGAGCUGCACACCUGUCUCCAAGAGGUCGCUAAUCUCGUCAACCAGCGACCCAUUGGAAGAGCACCAAAUGAUCCUGAUGAUGGGACAUAUCUGUGUCCAAACGAUCUACUCCUUGGAAGAUCUUCGAGCGCGGUUCCUCAAGGUCCCUUCAGAGAGACGAAGAACCCAAGACAUCGCUUCGAAUUUGUCCAGCGAAUCGUCGACGCUUACUGGAAGAGUUGGAUGCGUGACGUCUUUCCACUACUGGUUCCGCGUCGAAAAUGGAACAAUGACAGACGCAAUGUCCGAAUCGAUGACGUGGUAAUUCUGGCUGACCAUAAUGCAGUUCGAGGAAAGUGGACAUUGGGUAGAAUCAUCCAGGUGUACCCUGGAACUGAUGGGAAGGUUCGAACAGUAAAGGUCAAAUCUAAAGGUUGUGAGUAUAAGCGACCAAUCUCGAAGAUUGUUGUAAUCUAUCCAACAGAAGGGUAUGACGAUGAGUAAAAAGGGAGUUAAUCCAAUUAUGUUGGCUCUAUUAUCUCGCUAAACGAGGUAAUUUGUGAAUUUUGUGAUACGUUUGAACAUGUUGAAUUUUGUACAAGCAAAAAUUUUAUUAACGCACAGUUGUUAAAAAGCUCAAAAUUGGAAGCUUGGGAUAUAUUUGUGACAAGUACAAUUUUGAAGUGAAUAUUUUUCAUCAAGUUUGUUAAACAUUGUUCUUUUACAGUGAAGGGAUAUUGACCUGUUUUCCGCUAUGGUUGGCGGGGGGAGGAUGGUUUGCAGAGCAAACCUUGAAACUAUAUUUUGUAAUUUGUCGAUUUUUGCUCCUUGUAUUUUUCAAGUUCGAUUUUGUCACUUUCGUGCUACCAUGAAGUUUUUGUUUAUCUUUUGCCGAUUCUGCUCAUGAAUAUGUAAAUUUAGAUGCCAUUUUGAUUUUGUCAAGCACUGACGUUCGAGGGACGAAAGUCUCUUAAUUUGUAUCAAGUUGGCCAGGAAAUGCCGCCCAAGAAGUAAGUUUGAUGAUUAAAAUACUAUAUAUUAUAUAAGUAAUAAGAUAUAAAGAUAAUUUCCACAGAGUAUUAAGAAAAAGUACGUUUAAGAUAGUGUAGAGAUUCUUGAACUGUAAUAAACACGUGCGGCGUGUAAUAAACGCUCGCAGUAUGCGUGUCUGUGUAAUGUACAGUAAAUGGAUGUGAAAUGAACUUGAGUUGCGGUGCGCACUCGAUUCGGCAAGGUAGUUGUACUUUAUGAGCCGAAGUGUGAAGUUUUAAGAGUAUAUUUGAACGUUAUAAAGACAUAAGCUUGAUAGAUUAAUUCAGGAAAAGUAAUAUGAGUCGUAUGAAUAUUUGAGUUUUUGAAGGGAACAAAUGUUGAAUUUAGCGGCGUGAUGACGUCAUAGGCGAGAUUCGUUAGGGCAGGCAUAUGGGCGUGGUCUCAUGUAUUGAUUGACGUUUGUUUUCGUUUUAAUUCUACCAAAGAUAGGUGAGGUGUAUAAAGGCACAUUUAAAAGGUUGUACAAUGACAGUUUGAGUAAUUAUCCGAUUUUUAGGAACUUUUAGUUCAGUAGUUUUGUCAAACAAACGAAGCUUUAAUUUAUGCAAGGUCAGUUCAGGGUCACCCGUUGCCUUUCUUUUGUGUUUUUAAUAUUAGUUUGCAAACGCUAGCUAAGAAGGAUGCCUGUUAAGUUGAGAAUAUAUAUUGAAUGUUUUUAAAGGGUUUCUUAUAAAUUUAGUCGGGCUUAACUAUUUAUCUGGUUAAUAAAGCUUUUUGGCAAGUUAUCAUUAGGCUCAUUCAUGAUAUAACUGAAAUUAAUAACGGAUAUAUUUGUUUGUUAAUUGUGUUAUUUAAUAAUAAGUUAAGAA
This is a messenger RNA of Lytechinus variegatus (green sea urchin), 7022 nucleotides long. RefSeq lists its product as uncharacterized. Lineage: Eukaryota; Metazoa; Echinodermata; Echinoidea; Temnopleuroida; Toxopneustidae. The transcript is spliced from 2 exons. Gene Ontology annotation, molecular function: nucleic acid binding; aspartic-type endopeptidase activity. Gene Ontology annotation, biological process: proteolysis; DNA integration. The coding region runs from base 457 to 5664 and encodes 1735 amino acids. The record is from RefSeq and is a predicted model, not a curated record.